This is a messenger RNA of Pungitius pungitius (ninespine stickleback), 2852 nucleotides long. It is a transcript of the gene rundc3ab, whose product is annotated as RUN domain containing 3Ab. Bases 476 to 1810 code for a protein of 444 amino acids. The record is from RefSeq and is a predicted model, not a curated record. The transcript has 11 exons. NCBI's taxonomy places the organism in Eukaryota, Metazoa, Chordata, Actinopteri, Perciformes, Gasterosteidae.
UUGUGAGACUAUUGGUCAGUUUAAUGUAUUCCACAUUUAUCCAUCGCAUUGCGUUGCAAAUGUGUUUUAUUUGCAAAAUAUUGCAUUCCGAUCUUCCCAGUGAAGUUUUUUUUUAGCAGGAAACUGUACACGCGUCAUUUAUAACAUGGAGGCGAUUCGUCAUGUUCAAACUGACGGCAGCUGCCUCAGUGACGUCAUGAAAGAAAAGUAGGCGGAGAGAGAAAGCAUGAGAGAGAGGAGACGUGACCCAGUCCUCUGUUGUUAAGACCAAUAAUAAUAAUAAUAAUAGUAAUAAUAUUAGUAAUGCAUCUGAUGUCUCGGGCUGUGUCUCCUCCGCCGUGAGACCAAGCACCGGCGCCGGCUGUCAGCGGCUCUGCUGCGGGGCGACGUCGUCUCCUGGCGGCCGGCAGUGAAUGAGGAGGACCGGUGGCCGACAGGGAGCGGUCCUUUCAUCCCGGGGCUGCCUCCUCGCCGGAUGGAGACCGGCUGUGUGCAGGCGGCGAUGGCCACGGGAGAGGCCUCGAGGAAAGGGGGGUCGCUUCGGAACGUGGCGGUGGAGCGCAGGAACCUCAUCGCGGUCUGCAGGUUUUCGGUGAAGACGCUGUUGGAGAAGUACACAGCCGAACCAAUCGAUGAUUCCUCCGAGGAGUUCAUCAAUUUCGCCGCCAUCCUGGAGCACAUCCUCAGCCACCGAUUCAAAGGGACCGGCAGCUGGUUCGAUGGUCAGAGGAGUUACUGGGACUACGUCCGCAUGGCCUGCGCCAAAGUCCCCAACAGCUGCAUCGGCAGCAUCGAGAGCAUGGAGAACAUCAGCAGCUCCCGGGCCAAGGGGCGAGCCUGGAUCAGAGUCGCCCUGAUGGAGAAGAGGCUGUCUGAAUACAUGGCAACUGCUCUGAGGGACGGCAGAACAACCAGGAGGUUCUAUGCAGAGGGAGCCAUCGUGUUGAGAGAGGAAGCCACGGUCCUCACUGGGAUGCUCAUCGGUCUCGGAGCCAUAGAUUUCAGUUUCUGUCUGAAAGGGGAGGCGUUGGAUGGGAAAUCCUCGGCGGUGAUUGACUACACACCGUACUUGAAGUUCUCACAAAGCUACGAGUACCUGAGCGACGAUGACGAUCGGCAGAGCGUCGACAGCAGCACCAGCGACGACAGCGUCCCCGAUCACCCGUACGUCCCCCUGGUCCCCGACGAGGACAGCUGGAGCACAAGGUGCCGCAAGAUGGAGCAGAGGUUCAAGAUCGUCAACGCUCAAAAGGGUUACCUGGAGGAGCUGGUGCGCCUGCGUGAGUCCCAGCUGAAGAACACAGAAACAGAGAACAAGAGGCUGAAGGCCCGACUGGAGGAGCUGCAGAGCCACAGCACACAGGAGAAGAAGGACCUGGAGAACAUAGUCCUGGAGCUUCAGGAGCAGAUGACCAGCCUGAUUCCACGUGACUCCAACCACCUGGCCAAAAACCUCUCAAUCCCUCUGGUCAACCAGUGGCCGGCGCCGCAGCCGCACAAAAGCCAAGACGACGUCAAGCUGUUCCGCAGGAGGAGCUUCCCGAGCAGCGAGCUGCUGUCCGUGGACAUCAGCCUGGACUCGGACUCCCAGAGAACUGAGGGGAAGCAGAAUGGCGGAGCCUGGUGCACAGAAAAGGACUACACCCCCUCCAUGGUGGGCCUCUGUGGGUCCUUGGCCUCCCUCCGCAGCUGUAAGUCUCUGGCGAGCCUCAAGUCCAGCGAGUGCCUGGUGAACAUCAGCGCAGAGAACAGCCCCGUCCCGUCUCCCUGCUGGGGGGCGCCAAAGACUCACCGCCGACCGCUUAACUGACCCAGAGCACACUGCAAGAAUACUUUUGUGGCCCUUAUGUGAGUCCCUGUACCUUUCUGCUGGCGCUGUCUUAACUUCAACCUUUUAAGAAUUUGUAAAAAAAAAAAUUAAAAAAAAAAAAAAAAAGAGUAGCUUGGUUGUCUGCGAUUGUCCAGCGAAGCGGAAGCGCUGCUGCAUUUGCCCCACGGCCUGCUGUCUUCGGGCUGUCUUGACACGAUCAAGUGUCUCCUGGAAUGCAGACGGCCGGUUCCAGUUCGGUGUUCCCUCACGUCUCGAAGCUUCUGUCACAUCUGCAGCAGGUCGCAUUAAUCAGAACCCAGCUGGUGUUGUCCUGCGUGUAUCUGCCCGCUUGUCUGCGUCCGAUCAGUCUGUCAGCGUAUCUCAUUCUCAUCUCAUUCUGCCUCUUGCAUAAUAACGGCAGCGCAGGGUGGAGGAGCCCGUAUAAUCUUCUAGGGAACAGAAACUAUGGUUUGCCAUAUUAUAUUGCAUUAUUAACAGAGACAUUUUAAAAAAGAGAGGCUUAUGCUGUGCUGAGUUAAAAUUGCCGCAGGGACUUAGGAUGAAACCUAUUCGGAUUUAACAGCUUUGUGUGGAGUUAGAAUAAAUAAAAGGUUGUUUUCAAUCAUGCUGUAGGUUAGACACAGAUUUUGGACGUGACACUAAAGACCCGUCAGGCUGAAAAGGUUUGCAGAGCCACUACAAUGUGAACAUUGAAAUUAGACUUAAAAUCUAUUGCAUAUAAAUGCAAAGUGCAUUAUGACUAUGCAGAAUGAAUGUUUUCAUUGUCUUUUACAACAAACCUGGCAUUAUGAAGUAGUUUUAUCGGGAGAGGAAUAGUGAAUGUGCAACAAGUGUUUGUCAUUUUAAUUUUUGACUCUGUUUUCUGUGUUCUUUUUGUAUUUGAAUACAUUUCUUGACAUACUUACUUGUAUGAUUUACCACCAUGUAAAUUGCAGUCCCGUGUAUUGCUGUUGAAAGUUGGGAUGUAUUGUAUUAUUUCAAACUGCAAUAAAACUGCCUUUUUUUUAAGCAUUCCACGUAA